Gossypium arboreum is the source of this 908-nucleotide messenger RNA. RefSeq lists its product as uncharacterized. Bases 257 to 592 code for a protein of 111 amino acids. The record is from RefSeq and is a predicted model, not a curated record. The transcript has 2 exons. Lineage: Eukaryota; Viridiplantae; Streptophyta; Magnoliopsida; Malvales; Malvaceae.
AGUUCAAAUGUUAGAAAUAAAUGGUGGGAUGGUUGAAAUAAUAAAUCCUAUGAAAUUGUGUAUAGUUGGAAUCGAAUUCUAUGCGUGAAAAUGUUACGAAUUGGGUAAGCUAAUAGCUCUCAUCAUCAUCUUUCAUUUUGGGAUCCCAACCUCACCAGAACUGCGACCUGACUCAGCGAUUUACACUCAGCCGCCGUUCAUCGUCAUCUUUUUGAAAGGGAAAAGAAAACAAAGCAGAAACCGAUUGCCUUGCGUCAUGGACAGUUCACCUGCUUUGUCGCCUUUUAUUGCCGACCGAAACUGUGAGAAACGACUUGAAGUACAAACAAGAGAAAAGAUAAAAAAAAAAAAAAGAAGGGACUGUGAGUAUCAAACUGAAAGCGAUUCCCUUUAUACAACACGUGCGGAUGACGACUGGUUUGUCGAUACGUGUAGGGUAAAAAGGGCAAGGUGCAUGAAGGAGAGGGACGAUGGCCCGAGAUGGGGUGGAGUGGACGGCUGCGACACUUGGUGGUGGCCUGCUGGUGGGGGCCGGCUAACUCUUACUUCAACUACUGCUCUGCUCGCUUCUGGUGGGUAUUUCGUUGGUUAGUGAUGGAUGAGUGGAGAGCCCACCUCUUUCCCAAUAUCUCUUCUUCUUCUUCUUCCCCCGAGAUGAUCAGGUGAUCAUGACGAUACACCACCCACCCAUGCCAAAUUUUGAAAAUUUAUUUGAAUUAAAUAGUUUUAACAAAAUAUUAAAUCACACUUCAUAUUUAUUUGGAAUUACACUUAAUUAAGACUAUUAUUUAUUGUUGUAUUACAAUUAAAUAUAAAUUUUCAAUAAAUAAUAUCUUGAAUUAUAGAUUGUUUAUUGUAUGACGAGUGUAUGAUAGUGUAUUUUUUUAUUCUAUAAAUAAUUUUAAAAA